UACCAUUCUUGCCAGGGUUUUACGCAUAAUACUAACACAGAGCAGCAGCUUCAGAGUGAACCGAGUCGACUCAGUUAUGGACAUAACCGCUGCAAAUAUGGCGGCUAGCGAUGGACCCCCACCGCCUCUACCGGGAGAAUCGGUGGCCUUAUUCAAGGAAGGCAUAUCUUUGAUUCUCUCCCGAUGGUCGGCUCUUCAGAUAGCCGUGGAGAACGAGUGGGGCGGCCGUGGCUCACGCGCCAUCGCUGACCAGCUUUGCUCAGAUGUAUUCUCCUGGUUCACUCAGUCCAAAGAUACACUAUAUAUUGAUGAUCUUGAGAACAUUCUUGAUGAAACCAUGCUUUCACUCAACACCAUGACUGAAGAUGGCAGCGUUGAAGAGGUGGCAGAAAAAUUGAUGAUCUUUCAUGGAGAAUGCUUGGAAGGUAAUUACCAGUCUAUUGUAGAUCUGAGAGCAAGCAGUUCUCAGAUGGCAGCUCGUUCUCAUGUCAAACAGGCUUUGAAUGAUGAGGAUGACGAUAGCUCUGAUGAAGAUGAUGAUAUGUCAAACAUGAUGGUGGAUACACCAGAAUCUGUGUCAAAACCGAGUUCAGCAAACAUACCAACUAGUGAUACGAGGAUGACGGAGACAGCCGAAGCAGAAGAUGGAUGGACAGUAGUUUCAUCUAGACGUGGCAGCAAGGGCAAAAAGAACUAGGUUGAACCUCUCAUUCCCUUGAAUCUCUCGGGAACACAAUAUAAUUUCUCCUUUUCUUUCUCUGCUCAUGUCUUUCUGCAGGUUCUUAAGGCAUUUUUGGCAUGUUGCUUGCUAUUAAUCUUGUCCCUAAACCUAGCAAAGUUUUGUAGUGAAGAGUGUUGCAGGAUCGAUUUCUUUGUAUAUGGACUCAUAGUCCAGAAUCACAUAGAGUCUAAUUUUUAUAUAUAAAUUUUCUUGGAAGGAUUAUAUUUUGCCUUCCCCUUUCCUUCAAA
This is a messenger RNA of Pistacia vera, 969 nucleotides long. RefSeq names its product pre-rRNA-processing protein TSR2 homolog. The transcript has 4 exons. The record is from RefSeq and is a predicted model, not a curated record. Bases 77 to 697 code for a protein of 206 amino acids. NCBI's taxonomy places the organism in Eukaryota, Viridiplantae, Streptophyta, Magnoliopsida, Sapindales, Anacardiaceae. Gene Ontology annotation, biological process: maturation of SSU-rRNA from tricistronic rRNA transcript (SSU-rRNA, 5.8S rRNA, LSU-rRNA). Gene Ontology annotation, cellular component: nucleus.